UUUAUUUGUUGGCAUUCUUUUUUUUUCAAGUGAAUUACAAAAAAAUAAAAGGAAAACCCGCUGACACAAAACGAAACUGAGCCCCAAACAAAACUGUGACAAAUUGUAAUCACAAAAAAAAAAAAAAAACAAAAACUAAAACAACAAGAAAAAAGAUCGAGACAAUAAAAACUCUUGAGCGCGCUUUGUCGCUCUUCUCUGUGUCUGUGUGUCUGUGUGUGUGUCUGUGUCUCAGAAGAAGUUCGAGCUAAGCGCAAGCUGCUCAAAAGCAAACUCUAAAUACGAACAGGUGCAAAAUAUAAAUAAAUUUGCAAAAAGCAAACAAACAAAAAAAAAAACACAACACUUUGCCAGGCAACAACAGUUGCUUCGAGAAGAAGAGGAAGCACAGUUUGACAAGGGUAAGGGUUGUGUCUUCUUCCCUCUGAGCUUCUUCCCCUCAUUGCGGAAGUAGCCGGCGCAAAAGCCCAGCCCUAACGACAGCGAGCCGCGGUCGACGUCGUCGUCGACGUCGACGUCUCCUUCUCCGUCGCCAUGUGCUAAACGCAAGCAGAAGAAGAAGAAGAAGAAGCAGCAGCAGCAACAACAGCAAUUAGCACAAAUGGAUACGGUUGCCAUUAAAACAGCGCCGCCGCAUGCGCCACUUGCCACGGCUCAGCAGCAGCAGCAACAGCAACAACUGCAACAACAACAACAACAACUGCAACGUCAGUCAUCGAAUUCGCCCGCAACAAUUGGCGAUAAUGUCUACAACAACAAGAACAGCAUUGGCGCCUUCUUUCAGACCUGCAAGGUCUUGUGGCACCUGGACGCCUUCCGACGCUCGUUCCGGAGCCUCAAUCAGCACGUUUGCGGCGGCCAAGAUUGCAUUUUCUGUGCGCUGAAGGAAUUGUUCCAGCAGCUGCAGACCAGCUCGGAGCCAGCUCUGUGCCCGGAGCCACUACGUCGCGCCCUGGCCAGCGGCCCGCUGGCCGGCCGUCGCUUCCCACUGGGCUGCCUGGGCGAUGCCGCCGAGUGCUUUGAGCUGCUACUCCAUCGCGUCCACUCGCACAUCUCGCCCGACGACGGCGACUCGUGCGAGUCACCGGCCUGCAUUGCCCAUCGCCGAUUCGCGAUGCGCGUCAUCGAGCAGAGCGUCUGCAAGUGCGGCGCCAACUCCGAGCAGCUGCCCUUCACACAGAUGGUGCACUAUGUGUCAGCCUCGGCGCUGACCUCACAGAAGAGCCUCGCACUGCAGAACCAUCAGCAGCUGAGCUUUGGCCAGCUGCUGCGUGCCGCGGGCAACAUGGGCGACAUACGCGACUGUCCGAACACUUGCGGCGCCAAGAUUGGCAUUUGCCGGGCGCUGCUCAAUCGGCCGGAUGUCGUCUCCAUUGGCAUUGUGUGGGACUCGGAGCGACCCGCCGCCGACCAAGUGCACGCGGUGCUCAAAGCUGUGGGCACCAGCCUCCGGCUGGCGGAUGUCUUCCAUCAGGUCAGCGAACAGCGCUGGGCCCAGCAGGCGCAGCACGAGCUGGUCGGCAUUGUCUCCUACUACGGCAAGCACUACACCACCUUCUUCUUUCACACCAAGCUGAAGGUGUGGGUCUACUUCGAUGACGCCAACGUCAAGGAGGUCGGUCCCAGCUGGGAGGGUGUUGUCGACAAGUGCAGUCGCGGCCGCUACCAGCCUCUGCUUCUGCUCUACGCUGUGCCCCAGCCGCCCAGCUCAGCCGUUGCCGGCGUCGCCGCCAACAAUUGCGGCCUGGAGCUGACGUCGGUGCGACGCGCUGUUACGCCCAGCCCGGAGAAGCCCAGUCUGGGCAGCACGAGGCGCGCCAUUACGCCGACGCCGACGCCACUGGCCACGCCCACAGCGCUGCGUGCGCCCCUCAAUGAUUACCAGAACCUGAGCGUCAUCCAGAAGAACAUCUUUCCGGCCGGGCCGGCUGCCACGACGACGGUGGGCAGCGACGAGACGGAUGCCUAUAUCAGCCGAAAGACCGUGGAGCAUGUGUUGAGCGCACAGUAUCAGAAUCUGAGCGUCAUCCAGGACAAGAUCGUUGCCGUUGGCGACAAGGAGGGCGGCUUCCUCAACCGCAAGCCCAUCGAGGCGAUGUUGAGCGCCCAGCUGGCGCGCCGCCAGCAUCUGCAGCUGCAGCGCAGUCACAGCGCCGAAUCGAGCUCGGGCCAUGCGAGCGGCGCCUCCAAUGGCAGCUCGCCGCCCAGCGACGGCCUGACCAUACCGGAGCAUCUCAAUCAGCCGAGGCGACGCGACUCUGGCAACUGGUCCGGGGAUCGCAACAGCGCCAGCUCCGCCAGCUCCACAACCCUGGACAAUCCCUAUCUUUACAUGGUCGCCAAGCGGGGCGUUUCCGCCGUGCCCCAGAGUCCCACGCGUCAUGCUCACGCUCACGUCCACGGACAUCCACUCGGACACGGACACGGACAUGCACUGGGCCAUGCACAUGGACUGCCCUACGAUGCGGGCUACGACUCCUUCUCGCUCAGCUCGACUGACUCGUAUCCGCCCAAGCAUGCGCUUAAUCCCCAGCUGGCCAAAAUACCAGAGGCAGCUGCGGGUGCGGCUGCGGGCGUGACAACCAACGGAGCUGUCCAUGCACACGGACAGGGACACGGAAACGGACACGGUCUGGCGCUGACGGGAGACUGCGAGAAGCUGUGCCAUGAGGCCGACCAGCUGCUGGAGAAAUCACGUCUGGUCGAGGAGUCGCACGAUCUGGAGACGGCGCUCGUACUAUGCAAUGCGGCCGCGGGUAGAGCCCGUGCGGCCAUGGAUGCGCCGUACAGCAAUCCGCACACGAUGACGUUCGCCCGGAUGAAGCACAACACGUGCGUGAUGCGAGCCCGAAGUCUGCACCGGCGUAUACUGGUCGAGAAGGGCGCCGAAAGCGAGGCGAUGCCCGAGCUGAAGCAUAUGCGCGAGGGCAGCAACAGCUCCGUGAAGCAUAUGCGUCAGAACAGCAAGGAUCGAACGCUGGACAAGCUGGAGAAACUGGAGCCGAGCGCCGCGGCAGCCAAGAGCAUCGAGAUCUAUGCGACGCUGCCCAAGCGCAAGAGUCCACUAAAGCCGCUCGCCACGGAUGACAAUGCCAUCGAGUAUGAACACCAGCUGGCCACUAGCCAGGCAAAGCCGGAGCGCGAGAGCCGCUCGCUGUUCGGCCGUCGCGACAAGGAGAAAGACAAGGAGAAGGAUAAGGAUAAGGAUAAGGAUAAGGAGAAGGAGAAGCGCAGCCGCAGCGAGGAUCGCAACAAGCUGACGCGCGAGUUCUCGCUGACGGAGACGCUGCUGGUGAAUGCCAAGGACACGCUCAAGAAGCACAAGGAGGACAAGGACGAGAAGAAAGAGAAGGACAAGAGUGGCAAGAAACAGCACAAAAUACGACGCAAACUUCUCAUGGGCGGCCUGAUACGCCGCAAGAAUCGCUCCAUGCCCGAUCUCACCGAGGCCGUCGACGAUGCUGCCGGCGCCGCCGCCACCAAUGCCAGCCCACAUGCCACGCCCACGGCGCCAUUGACCAGCUCCGUGGACGACAGCGCCGUCGGCCUGAGCCUGCACGGCCAUGCCAAGCACGGCCACGCCUACAAUGCCGCCUUGGCCAUGAGCAGCGGCUACAUCUCGGAGGGGCAUUUCGACUACUCGAAGAACGGCGGCGGCCAGAAUCCGCAGUCGAUGUCGGCGCAGUCGAGCGCCAAUCCGAAUCUGGAGCGCAGCAAGCUGAUGCGCAAGAGCUUUCACGGCAGUGGCCGGCAGCUGACCAUGGUGCCCAAGGUGGCCCCGCCGCCGCCCAUGCGAACCAGCUCCUCCCUGACCCCCCAGCAACAGCAGCAGCAGCAGCAGCAGCAACAGUUCCAUCACGAGGCCAAUCUGUCGAACAUCUCGGCCAUGAGCUCGAAUACAUCGAUUAGCGAGGAUUCGUGCCAGACGAUCAUCACGACCUGCGCCCAGGUGCACUCCGAGCAAAGUCCGCUCAAGGAUCUCCAGCUACAGAUGACGCCCUACGACGAACUCGACGGCCUGGCGCUGCCCAUGACCAUGCCGCCGCCCCCACCGCCGCCGCCAUUAGAGCUGCCGCCGUAUCCGAGUCCGCCGCAAUCGGUGUGCCAUUCGCGGCAGGCCAGCGAGGAUUUUCCACCACCGCCGCCGCCCGAGAUCGAUCUGGAGCCGCUCAACCAGCAGCUGAGCCAUCUGCACGCCUUGGAGGCGGCCAGCAAGCAGCAGCGCCAGCAGCUGGACUCGCUGGAGGGCACCACCAGCAUUCUGGCACAGCUGCAGCAGCGACAGCAUCUGCUCAAGUUGCGCAAGGAGCAGGCCACGCCCAUGCCCGAUCUCAGAGCAAUGCAGCGCAAGCAGGAGGCGUCCUCGCCCAACAGCGUCCGAGAUCUGGCCCAUCGCUUCGAGCAGACCAGCUCCGGCAGCACAAUGCGCUCCUAUGCCUCCCAAGAGCUGCUGAGUCCCGGAUCCAGUUCCGGCGCCCAGCUGCGCACACAGAUGAACGGCCUGCCCAACGGCAAGCCGGAAACGGAUGAGGUGGACUGUGCGCCCGUCCGACAGCAGCUGCUGCUGCCGAAGCCCAAGUACGAAAUGUCGCAGUCGCAGAUUGCCGAGGAGAUACGCGAGGUGGAACUUCUCAACACAAUGGUGCAGCAGACGCUCAACCAGACCAAUUUGGCACCACAGAAGCGCGUGAAAAAGAAGAGCGUCUCGUUCUGCGACCAGGUCAUUCUGGUGGCCACCGCCGGCAACGAGGAGGACGACGAUUUCAUACCCAAUCCCAUACUGGAGCGCGUGCUGCGCACUGCCCAGCAUCCCAACGAGAAGGUCACUGCGCAGCUCAUUCAGCAGCAGCAGCAGAAUAUGCUGCGAUUGCAGACGGAACCGCAGCCGCGACACCAGCAACAGUUGCCGCCACAGCAGCAACAGUUGCAACAACAACAGUCGUCGCCCAUGCUGGGCAGGCCAGAUAUGCAGCGUUAUGUGCAGCGACAGCAGCAAUUGCUGCAGCAACAGCAACAUCAGCAACAGGAGCUGUUUCGCCUGCAGCAGCAGCAACAGUUGCAGCAGCAGCAAUUGCAGCAGCAACAGUUGCAGCAGCGCACCAGCAUGAGCGGCCUUUCGAGCCAGCAACAGCAGCUGGAUGCACAGUACACGAGCAUGCCCAGGCCCCCACUGCAUCAGCUGCCCCAAAGCUAUUCCGUGCAGAAGCAGCAGCUGCAGCAGCAGCAGCAGCAACAGUUGCAGCAACAGCAGCAACAGAUGAGCCUCGCCUACUUCAGCAAUGGCAACGUGGCCGAGCAGCCGCUGCCCUCGCCCUAUCAGCGCGUGCCCCUGCCGCAUGGUUAUCAGCAGCAGCAGCAGCAGCAGGCCACAGCCGGCUACUAUGCGCCCCCGCAGCAACAGCAGCAGCAACAACAGCAGCAGCAGCAGCAGCAGCAACAGCAGCAGCAGCUGGUCAAUGGCAAGCCAGCGCAGAAGAAGGUCAGCUUUGAGCCCGGCACCAAGGGCGAAACGGAGGGUCUACCUCUACCACCGCCAACAUCUCAGUCGAAGUUGUCGCUGCAGAACGGUCUGCCGGAGUCGGCGGCCGGGAUCACAGCCAUCAUACCCACCCGCGUCUACAACAAUGCCAUUGUGAAGGCCUCCGCGAAGGCUGUCGAAUGCAAUCUGUGCCGCAAGCGGCACGUGAUUGCGCCCGCCGUCUACUGCACCAACUGCGAGUACUAUCUGCAGAUGCUCAACCAGCGCAGAUGAUGAUGAUGAUGCAGUGCAUCCUGAGGAGAAGUGUAAAUAGAGCCAAAAGGAAGCAGCAGCAGCUGCGGAUGGCGGAGCAACAGUCUCUUUUAUGUUAGCGCAUAGAUGUCCGAACUGUUACAGCCACGCCUACGGCCACGCCUACUGCACGCACGCACACACACACACACACACAUGUUCCCAGCACACACACAUAUAUGCUUACCUGUCCAUAUAUAUAACACACGUCGCUCGCAACGAACAUUAACAUUAGCUGCAAGAACAACAACAACACAUGACUAACUCCAUCCAGCCAGGCUUCCGCAAACCUCUUAUAUAUUAUUUUUAUGCAUAUUUGCUGAUUUUUUUUAAUAUAACAUUUAAGUUAAGAUCGUCUUUUUUUUUUUUGCUAGCCCUACGCAAGUUUGAAACUCAGCCGCUGAGCUUCCGCCGCCGGAAAGUUGUCGAACGACUACCGGAAGAGUUUUUUUUUUAUACAAUAUGCCUUUUAUAUAUCGUAAGCAUUUAUUUUAUUUUACUUUUUUUUUUUUUACUUAAUAAGCAUUUAGACAUAUAUUUUUUUUUUUUUUUGAAAUGCAUUUUAUUCGAUUGAUUAUUUAAUAGUGUUAAAUGUUUAUUUUUACAUACUUUAUAACGAUUUUUUAAGAUUUUUCUUUACAGAAAACCCAAUUGCACAAAUGAUGCGCGAAAAGAUAAGAAACGAAUGGUAAAAAUGAUUUGAAUAAAGUAAAAUAAAUAAAUAAA
Messenger RNA from Drosophila virilis, 6496 nucleotides. RefSeq names its product ubiquitin specific peptidase echinus (gene ec). Gene Ontology annotation, biological process: protein deubiquitination. Lineage: Eukaryota; Metazoa; Arthropoda; Insecta; Diptera; Drosophilidae. The record is from RefSeq and is a predicted model, not a curated record. Gene Ontology annotation, molecular function: cysteine-type deubiquitinase activity.